Messenger RNA from Erythranthe guttata (spotted monkey flower), 1615 nucleotides. Its product is annotated as protein disulfide-isomerase 5-2. Lineage: Eukaryota; Viridiplantae; Streptophyta; Magnoliopsida; Lamiales; Phrymaceae. Gene Ontology annotation, biological process: response to endoplasmic reticulum stress; protein folding. Gene Ontology annotation, cellular component: endoplasmic reticulum. The record is from RefSeq and is a predicted model, not a curated record. Gene Ontology annotation, molecular function: protein disulfide isomerase activity.
AUUAAUAAAAAUAUUUAAAAUUCAAAUCCUUGAAAGUUUAGACUUUGUAUUAAUCACGGUAACCAAAUCUUGGUGGUUAAAUAUUAGUAACCAAAUCGUAGUAAUCAUAUUUUCGAUAUGCCUCUUCCUCCCCUAACGACCCGCUCCUCUUUCUCGCCUUCCCCGCUCCGGCUACUGAUCUUAUUCUCGUUACUUUUUUUGCUUUCUCCGGCGAUCACCUCAUCCGAAUAUCAUCAGUUCAAUUUAGAUGGCAAAGUAUUGGAGCUCGACGACUCUAAUUUCGACGCCGCUAUUUCCAAAUUCGACUUUAUUUUCGUCGAUUUUUAUGCUCCCUGGUGCGGCCACUGCAAACAUCUCGCGCCUGAGUUGGAGAAAGCAGCUCCUAUUCUAGCUGGAUUGAAUCAGCCAAUAGCUGUUGCAAAAGUAGAUGCUGACAAGCACAGAAAGCUUGCUUCUAAGCAUGACAUCGAUGGAUAUCCAACUCUAAAGAUAUUUAUGCAUGGCGUUCCUACAGAAUAUUAUGGACCAAGGAAAGCUGAUUUACUUGUUAGAUUUCUGGCAAAAUAUGUUGCUCCUGAUGUCACUGUUCUCAGUUCCGACGCUGCUAUAAACGACUUUACUGAAUCAUCAGCGGGUUCUAAUUUCCCUAUAUUCAUAGGCUUUGGCUUGAAUGAGUCCACUGUAUUGGAUUUGGCUGUCAAGUACAAGAAGAAAGCAUGGUUUUCUGUUGCCAAGGAUUUCUCUGAUCAAAUCAUGACAUCAUUUGAUUUUGAAAAGAUCCCUGCUUUGGCUGCAAUUCAUCCAGUCUACAACGAACGCAGCACUUUUUAUGGUCCAUUUGAAGAAAAGUUCAUUGAGGAUUACAUAAAACAGAGUCUGCUCCCUCUGGUUUUGCCCAUAAGUCGAGACUCACUGAAGUCGCUCAAGGAUGACCAAAGGAAAGUUGUUGUAACUAUCUUGGAGGAUGAAACAGAGGAGACAUCCAAGGAAAUAUUACAAGUCUUAAAGGCUGCUGCCUCUGCAAAUCGUGACUUAAUAUUUGGUUACGUAGGGUUCAAACAGUGGGGGGAUUUCGCCCAAUCAUUCGAAGUUGACAAGAAAACUCUGCUUCCAAAGAUUGUUGUAUGGGAUGGUAAAGAGGAGUAUGCUUCGGUAGUUGAUUCAGAAAGCACAAUAGAUGGAAGAAGAGACGACACGAACACACAAGUGUGGAGAUUUAUGAAAGAUUACAGAGAAGGAAGGGUAAUACAAAAACGUAUAGCGGGCCCUACAUUGAUGGGGUUCAUGAAAUCACCGAUAGGAGUAAUAAUUGUAUUACUUGCUAUUUGUUUGGUGCUGGUAGUAGUUGUGAUCCUGUCAAUGUUUAAAGAGGAACCUCUCACUGUCGGGACUCGUGACCAGGUCGAUCAAGGAGUAAGCCCCAAUCUUCACCCUGAACUGCGUGGAACUGUCAAACAGGACUGAUUUAUUAAUUUAUGGACAAAUAUUUGCUACUCUUCUUGUUUCAGAUUUCGCACCUCUUGUAUACUUCUUUUUCUUUCUCUUCUGUAUUUGCAAUUUUGGACAAUUUAUUUAUUUUAAUUAAUGAAAAGUUGUUGUUAUUUCUUUACAUGAU